AUGCUCACGGUGUGGAGUAAGCGCACGAGGGAUAAAGACUACGUGAGACGAGUGCUGAUAAGUCGUCGCAGGCGAAAGGAUGCGGAUGCAUCGCCCUCGUUGACGUGGUUGGAGAGCGUGCGAGCGAAGAAGGAGUUGGAGACGAACGAACAGGAUCAGAUACACUUUAAGGAUGAAUUUAAGACGUUAUUCAACACGUAUUCGCCGAAAUGGACGGAAGACGCGUCGUUCAAUCGCGUGCAUUGGCUCAAUCGAGUGAUCGACGCGGCUUGGCCGAACAUUGACACCGGGGUGAGCAAGACGGUGAAGGAGAGUGUCGAGCCGAUUUUACGCGACAUGCUUCCCGAGAGCGUGACUUGGAUUGGUUUUGAGAAAUUUACACUCGGUCCGCGCGCACCGACGCUUUGUGGGAUUCGCUCGCACUCGUCUCACAUGGAGAAUUCCAUCUUGGACAUCGAGCUCACGUGGGCUUCGUCGUGCGAAAUCAUCGUCACGUUGUACGCGUUUGGGAUACGAUUUCCGGUGUCUUUACGCCAGCUUCAGCUGAAGUGCUUGGUGCAAGUGACUUUUGAUCCGUUGGUAGAUAUCAUUCCAUGUCUCGGUGCGAUCGAAGCUUGCUUGAUGGGUAUGCCUGAGAUUUUGGACUUUGGAUUGUUCCUUCCGGGCGGAAUCGAUCUCAUGGCGCUCCCCUUCAUGCACGGUUUCGUCAAGCGCACCGUGAAAUCGUCCAUCGAGAAGAUGCUCUUAUAUCCUUAUAAACUGCACAUACCCAUAAUGGAGGCCAGCGGUAUCGAGGAGUCUUCGACGGGGAUGAUGCGAAUUAGAUUCCUGAAGGGAAAUGCGUUCUACAAGCGACGCAACUAUAGCCGCCUCUCGCGCAAGAAAGGCAAGGCUUCUUCGCUGAUGCGAAACAUGCUCAAAUCGGACAAUUACUUUAUCAAGUAUUGGACUCGCGAGCAGCGCCAGCUGAGUACACCACCGCGUUUAGGAGACGCACCGAGCUGGGAUGGCGUCGAAGACUCGUUUGUGUUGUGCGAUCGAGAAACUCCCUUGACGUUCCGCCUCCUUAAACAGGGCGCCGAGCGUAUCUCCAACUAUGGCGAGGCAUCGAUCACGUGCGGAGAAAUCGCCGAUCGCGGGCCAGGUCCGAUUGUUCUCGAACUCCCUUUCAUCGAUCCAACGUACUACAAGAAAGAGUGCCCACUCGAGUAUUUCGCCGCCGCCGACGGCUACACGCACGAACAAAUCAUGACUCGCAGCAACGAAAUCACCGAGUGGCACAAAAAAAGCGAAGAAGAAGCGGAUGAGGCGCGCAUGAAAUACUUUUACCGAUGCAUCGAGGAACAGAACAAGACGAAAACACCUGGUGGGAAAAAGUUCAUGCACCCGACGAUGACAGUCGAGCUCGAGUACAUCGACACCGGCGCUCCGGAUGAAUUCGAUGAGGAUUACGAGCAAGGUUUGCUCACCGUCGAACUUCUCGAAGGUCGCAAUUUGCUUCGUGUCAAGGACUUGCCGCCGAAUCCCAUGGCUCACGUGUCUUGUGCAAAGCAAACGUACACGAGUGCGCGCAAAUUGAAGACUUCGCAGCCCAAGUUCAACGAACGUUUCGUCUUUUACAACGUCAUUCCAGACGUCGACCCGCUCAGAAUCGAAAUCAGAGGUUUUGAAGUCUCGCUCGGCUUUGUGGAGAUCGACGUCUCACUCGUCCGCCAAAACGUCAUAAUGAAGGACGUUUUCAAGCUUCAAGGCGUAGCCAAGGGUGAGAUCGAACUUUUGCUCCAGUACGCUCCGAUGUCCACGAAAAACGCGGUCCACCGCAUCCCGGUCUUGUAA
Messenger RNA from Ostreococcus lucimarinus CCE9901, 1836 nucleotides. RefSeq lists its product with no specific name. Lineage: Eukaryota; Viridiplantae; Chlorophyta; Mamiellophyceae; Mamiellales; Bathycoccaceae. The coding region runs from base 1 to 1836 and encodes 611 amino acids. Gene Ontology annotation, cellular component: endoplasmic reticulum. Gene Ontology annotation, molecular function: lipid binding. The record is from RefSeq and is a predicted model, not a curated record. The transcript has a single exon.